Numida meleagris (helmeted guineafowl) is the source of this 2175-nucleotide messenger RNA. It is a transcript of the gene CSF1, whose product is annotated as colony stimulating factor 1. Gene Ontology annotation, cellular component: membrane. Gene Ontology annotation, biological process: osteoclast differentiation; positive regulation of macrophage differentiation. NCBI's taxonomy places the organism in Eukaryota, Metazoa, Chordata, Aves, Galliformes, Numididae. Gene Ontology annotation, molecular function: cytokine activity; growth factor activity. The record is from RefSeq and is a predicted model, not a curated record.
GCCCAGGUGUCCCUGUUCCGCUGCACCCUGCUCUCCUCCCUCCUCCUCGUCGGCAGCAUCCAUGAGACGGAGCAGAACAGCUACUGCCAGCAGAUCGUCACCGAUGGGCACCUGGACCAGCUGCAGGAGCUGGCGGACACGCAGAUGCAGCAACCGGGCACGGUGUCCUACAGCUUCAUCAGCAAGAUGCGGCUGAAUGAUUCCGUCUGCUACGUGAAAGCCGCCUUCCCCUUGCUGGGCACGAUCCUGAACAGGACGACGUUCAAAGAGAACUCGACGAACGCCAGGAGGAUGAAGAUGGUGCGCAGGAUGUAUGAAAACAUCGACGAGAACGUGGAGCCCUGCAUCAGGGAGGAGGACGACGAGGAGCGCGCGCUCUCCGAAAUGUGCUUCGAGGAGUUCACCACGUCCCCCUACGAGAUGCUGGUGCUGGUGAGGUGGUUCUUCAAGGACAUCAAGCAGCUGCUGCAGAGCAAGGAGACCUUCGAGAAGGACUGCAGCCAGGUGUACCGCAGCGCGUGUGCGGGGCCCCGCCAGCACGGCCCCUCCCCAGGUGUGGGGACAGAUCCUGACUGCAAUUGCCUGUCCCCUGCCCUCCCUUCUGCCACCCAGCCCUCCCUCUCUGCUGCCACCCGUGCCGGCAGGGACGUGGCACCCGCUAGCGCCCAGGUCCCUUACCGCCAGCUCGGCGGCACCCUGGCUGAGUUAGGCAGCGAUGCCCCAUCUGAGCCCCCCAGUAGCAUGGAGGGCAGCUCGGGGGCCGAGGAACUGCCAGGAACCGGGCUCGGCGACGCGUCGGCGCCGUCCCCCACCAUGCAGCAGACGCUUGGAGCCCUCCUGGAUCCGGCCGCCAGCGCCAGCCCGAAGGCUGAGGACAUGUCCGCCCCAUCCCACGGGAUGCUGGAGGAGGGCGCCGGGACCCCCGUCCUCCCACAUCAGUCCCCUUCACCCCGAGGGAUCAGCGCGGCGAUGCCGGCGGCGGCGCCCAGCAGCGGCUCUGCGCAGCGCAGCGGGGCCGGGCGCAAUCCCACCGAGACCCCCGAGCGGGUCACGCAGCUCCGCUUCUCCAGGAUGGCUCCGCUGGCGCGGGGACGGGCGGCGGGCGGCCCCGGGGACGGGGCGAGGGCGCGAGGCUGGGGGCUGAGCCGGCUGCGGGAGCCCGAGGACGGCGGGGCCGGACCCAGCUUUGAUUCGAGCUUUGUUCUGAGCGCAGAGCAGCGCAGGAAGGAGCUGACAGCCGCCAGCGAGGGCCACCGGGAGCUCCUGGUGUACGUCGCGGUGGGCAGCGUCGUGGCCGUCUUGCUGGCCGUGGGGGGGCUGCUCUUCUACAAGCAUAAAUCCAAGGUCCUGCAGCGGCCGCUGGAAGAGGGGGGCUGCGACCCCGAGGAACCGGAGAGGAGGGCGCUGCGGGGAGCGGCGGGGUGCACGGAGCUGGAGACGCAGGAGCUGUGAGGGCCCCCGCUGGGACGUGACGCUGCUCGGGGGCACGGAUGGGGACGCUCCUCGCUGGGCGAUGGAGGGCUGCUGAGUGGCCUCCCCCGGCGGCAAUGACCCCCAGCCCCCGUCCCGCAGCCGGAGCCCGCACAGCCCAUGGGCGAGGACAGAAGGACGGUGCUGCCCGGCAGGACCCUGGCACUGGGGAGCAAUGGGCUGCACGGCACCGAGGGGCUCCGCGGGGACGGCGUUGGAUGCGGCCAAGCAGCGAAUGGAACAUCUCCCCGCAUCCGUGUUUCCCGUGGCCGUCGCUCCUCUCCCACGCCCGGUGCAGCAGGACUCUGGGCACCCCGUAUGGGGGGAUCCCCCCCCCCCCGCCAUGUCCCACGGCCCGGACUGCAAAGGGGAAACCCUCACACUGUGAAUAUUUAAGACCCGCGGUGCCGUCCCCGUCCCGCACUCCCGAGCCGGCCUCGGGAGCCGCCCAGCGCCGCUCUGCGCAGGAAGGCUCUAUUUCAACGCGGUGGAUAAACGCUUUUAUCCAACAGAUGCACUUUGGGGGGGGGGGGGGCUCCCCCCUCCCUGCAGGGUUAUUGCUGCGAGCUGGCCUCGCCCCAGACUGGAUUUUGUUGUUGGAGCAAAGCGCGGGGCUUGGGGGGGGGGGGCAGUGGUACCCGGGCUGCAUCCCCCCCCCAACCCGCACAGCAUCCCUCCACUCCCCCCCUCCCAGCACUGCUCCUG